Molecule: messenger RNA, 1522 nt
Organism: Aspergillus calidoustus
Lineage: Eukaryota; Fungi; Ascomycota; Eurotiomycetes; Eurotiales; Aspergillaceae
Source: the annotation of a GenBank genome assembly
AUGGCAAGCACCGCGAAGCUGGAAAUGUCGCGUCCCUCGCAGCAGGUCGCCGCAGCGCCUCCGGCUGUAAAGAAGGUACAUUAUCCCUUCUGGUUUGGCGGCUCUGCGUCAUGUUUUGCGGCUGCUGUUACGCAUCCGUUGGAUCUUGUCAAGGUUCGGUUACAAACUCGGGGGCCUGGUGCGCCCACGUCUAUGCUGGGUACGUUUGCGCAUAUCCUUAGGAAUAAUGGUUUCUUUGGUCUAUACAAUGGGUUGUCCGCCGCCAUUCUUCGCCAACUCACAUAUUCUACGACUCGGUUUGGAAUCUACGAAGAGCUCAAGUCCCGCUUAAGCACACCAUCGUCACAACCCGGCUUCUUCACCCUACUCGGCAUGGCCUGUGCCUCUGGUAUCAUCGGCGGUGUAGCGGGAAAUCCCGCCGACGUGCUCAACGUGCGCAUGCAAUCCGACGCCGCGCUCCCUCCCGCCCAACGGCGCAACUACCGUCAUGCGUUCCACGGACUCGUCCAGAUGACGCGCACAGAAGGCUUCUCAAGUCUCUUCCGCGGCGUCUGGCCGAACUCCACACGCGCUGUCCUGAUGACCUCUUCGCAGCUCGUCUCCUAUGACGUCUUCAAGCGCAUAUGUCUCGAGAGGUUCGGGAUGAAGGACAGCCUCUCCACGCACUUCACAGCUUCUCUUGCAGCAGGGUUUGUCGCCACCACGGUAUGCAGUCCGGUGGACGUGAUAAAGACACGGGUGAUGAGCGCCUCCCCUGCGGAAAGCCGUGGACACAACAUUGUCGGUCUUUUGCGCGAGAUCACCCGCAAGGAAGGCUUCGCGUGGGCCUUCCGUGGCUGGGUUCCUAGCUUCAUUCGUCUAGGACCCCAUACCAUUGCCACAUUCAUCUUCCUUGAAGAGCAUAAGAAGCUCUACCGCUACCUGAAGGGUAUCCCUCAGGAGGGCGCCAAGUUAUAAGAUAGGCUUAUCUGCUUAUCUACCUAACUAUCAUGCCCUCAUCUAUGUCUCAUCUAUACGCAUAUACAACGCAUCUGCGGAUCGCAUUUUGGAUCUUGUUAGACUCCAUUGGCUUCCUUACUUCACCCUUAUCACGCGCACGCUCAUACCCCGAUCUGGCUAGGACCCAGGGGGUUCCUGUUUAUUCAUGAUCCUGCACAUACUUCUCCAUUGUUUUGGUUGUUUCUAGAGCGCCGUCUCACAAGCCUCAUCUUCUUGGCUUGACUCUCGUCGAUUAUCUGGGAUAGAAACAUCCCUUGGAUGACCUAUUUGGACCAGAUCCUUUACUUCCACCCCCACAUUCAUGUAUGAUUGGGCUGAACUGGGCUGGGUUAGAUCAUAUUAGAUUAGAUUGGACUAUCUAUGUCAUGUGGAGUGCGGGCGGUUCGUUCUGCUUUGCCUCGCGGUUAGGGAUGUUUUAAAAAGAAAAUACUUACUGAUAAAGGAUAUGAUUCAAAUAAUCCAUACCCCAAGAAUAGCAAGGCUUGUUAUCUGUAGAGCAAACAAUACAAAACUUGAAGUGGCU